This is a messenger RNA of Eurypyga helias (sunbittern), 450 nucleotides long. It is a transcript of the gene RPS18, whose product is annotated as ribosomal protein S18. The record is from RefSeq and is a predicted model, not a curated record. Lineage: Eukaryota; Metazoa; Chordata; Aves; Eurypygiformes; Eurypygidae.
AUGAUGUGUCUCAAGAAAUGUGGCAUCUCUCGACCUAUUAUGCGACAGUCCAGUAGUGUUAGCAUAUUUAGCUGUGGCAUAUCUGAGCUAGCGCUGGAGACUCAUCCCGCUGAAGCCCCUGAGAAGACCAGCGUGCUGGAGAAUGUACGGCUCUGGGAGAGGGUUGUGGGCCAGUGUUGGACACACGUGGCACUGAGGAAAGAAGAUGACCUUGCCGACAGAGCAGGGGAGCUGAGAGAAGAUAAGGAGCAGCAUACCUUCACGGAUCGGCAGAACUCCCGGCAGCACACGAUCCCUGGAGUGCACCUCAUCAGGCAGAAGGAUGGCAAGGAUAGCAGAAACAACAAACUCAUGGCCAAUGGGGUAGACAGUAAAUCGCAUGAAGAGUUGAAGCAGCUGGAGAAAUCCAGGAGGGUUGAGAACAUUCUACUUCAGGAGCUGUAUCACUGA